This is a messenger RNA of Frieseomelitta varia, 516 nucleotides long. RefSeq names its product general transcription factor IIH subunit 5 (gene Tfb5). The record is from RefSeq and is a predicted model, not a curated record. Lineage: Eukaryota; Metazoa; Arthropoda; Insecta; Hymenoptera; Apidae. Gene Ontology annotation, biological process: transcription initiation at RNA polymerase II promoter; nucleotide-excision repair; nucleotide-excision repair, preincision complex assembly. The coding region runs from base 22 to 327 and encodes 101 amino acids. The transcript has 2 exons. Gene Ontology annotation, cellular component: transcription factor TFIIH core complex; transcription factor TFIIH holo complex.
CUUAUCUAGUGAAUAUAUUCAAUGACCUUUACACAUGUCUGCCAAAGUAAUUAUGAAAGAUCUAGAUGUUUGAUCACUUUUGAAAAAAACAAAAGAGAAAAAGUCAUGGUAAAUGUUACAAAAGGAAUUUUAGUUGAAUGUGAUGCAGCUAUGAAGCAAUUUCUUUUACAUUUAGACGAGACAUUUGCUUUAGGACGAAAGUUUAUUAUUCAAGAUCUGGAUGAGAGACAUUUAUUUAUCUCUGCUGAUAUUUUGGACAUCUUACAAUCAAAAGUGGAUGAUCUUAUGGAUCAAAUUUCAUUUCCCCUAGCAGAGAAAGGGAUAUAAAGACUAACAAAGAAUAUCUUAUUUGUAAUUAAUUAGAAUAUAAUAUAAAAGAUUGUCAUUUAUUGUAAAUUAAUCAAAUAUGGCCGCACGAGAAUCUGGUAGAAUAAAAGAUGCAUAUCAAAAGAGAGUGCUUGAUGAAGCUGCUCGUAAACGCAGGCAAAAGAAAGCAUUGGAGGCUUUGGAACAAGA